This is a messenger RNA of Aspergillus melleus, 2994 nucleotides long. RefSeq names its product PX domain protein. The coding region runs from base 1 to 2994 and encodes 997 amino acids. Gene Ontology annotation, molecular function: phosphatidylinositol binding. The record is from RefSeq and is a predicted model, not a curated record. The transcript is spliced from 2 exons. Gene Ontology annotation, cellular component: intracellular membrane-bounded organelle. Lineage: Eukaryota; Fungi; Ascomycota; Eurotiomycetes; Eurotiales; Aspergillaceae.
AUGAAUGGCCCCCAUGAGAUAUCUAGCUCACCAGAAUCGCAUGAGUUUGAUCGCGAUACAAAGUCACUCCAAGAACAUCAUGCACAUUUAAACAGUGUCAGCGAAAGCAACAAUGGUGAUCAAGCACCGGCUCAACCUAAGGAAAUUUCCAACCUCAUCAUCCAAUUCCUUUCAACAUCCAGCAACGAAGCUCUCAUUUGUGUCUUUAUAUGCAUGGUGGGCGCGACAUAUGUGGUGCUCGGAAGACUUGGCUUGAUUCUGAUUGGAUUCAUCAGCGGUGUUAUCCUACAUUCAUCAUGGGAGGAAACGAAUCUCACUGACCUACCGAAUCCCAUGAAGCGAAGAGAACUUUCGUUGAAUGUCGCCAAUAGACUACUCGAUUGGCCUGGGCGCAAGUCUGCUCAUGCUGAGCCUAGUCUCGAUAGCAUUCAGCCAGGUCUCACCCAGGACACGUCGGAGGUGCCUGCUGAUUAUUCUUCUUUCCGUCCUAAAACAGCAGCUGCGUUGGAUUCAUUGACCGACGCCAUUAUCAGAGACUACGUGAACCACUGGUAUGAACCGAUUCUACCCUCCGAAACAGCGUUUCCUCGUUCUUGUCGCAGGAUUUUGACCGGUUUUGUCAAGUCAAUGGCCUCACAUCUCGCACGCAAACAAACAACAGACACUUUCCUUGAGUUUCUGACCAAUUCAUCUUCUAUAAUAAUUGUGUUUUUGAACGAACUCUCGAAUGCUUUCCAGAAUGUCGGGUCCUCUACAAAACCAGAGGAAACCGUUCGGCGAUACCUCGAACAAUAUCCAGACAGCAGCUUAGCAAACGUGUUGGCCGAUCCACAACAACGGAAAAAACUCAACAUCAUUGCCGAUGAUAUCCUGUCUAGCUUUAUGGACACGACGGCUUAUGGCUGUGCCCCUCUUAGAACCUUCUGUCGAGAAAUCUUAUGCGGCGUCGUCCUAGAGUCGACCAUUUCCAGUCUUUCACGACCAGAGUGUAUCAAUAGCUGGAUAAUACAUCUUUUUAGUGAAGGAGAGUCUGAGAUAAUGAAUGCAAUCGAUGCUGGUGUUGAAGGGGCCAGGAACCAGGGCGCAACUGCUGCCAAACGCCCCGGAGAUGCGGCGGAUGCACCUCGGCCAACGUCAUCCGGUAGCUUUGAUACGAACUCGAGGUCCCCCGGUCGGACUUUUAAGGAAAAGCACGAGUACGCAGAUAAAGCAACAGAGGAUGCCAUUACCGAAGCCAAACGUUUAAGCGCCUUGAUUGCCGCUCAAGACUUACAGAGCGGGUCCACAGACAGCAACAUCUGGAGAGCCCCUGUUUCUUUGCACGACGAGGAUCCCACUUUGGCUUCUACAACGAGAAAGGGAGAAGGCGAACCUGAACUAGCGAAGGGACAGGAAAACCCCGGAGUUUUCCCCGAUGCGCUCGACGCUUACACGAAGGAUGAAUCUAGACCAGAACCAGAAUCUACGUUGUCAUCGCGGAUGCAAGGGAACCGUUCAUCUCAUCAGAACUUGGAGCCGCAUUUAUCAUGGCCGCCUUUGACUCUUCACCGUGCUUAUAUAUCAGUGGACGACGGUUCCGAGUCCAGCGACGCCUUGGUUCGAUCGAAGCCAACGUUCAAUUACAUGCUUCAGGUGGAACCUACGUCUUCACAGCGAACCGGGUGGAUGGUUUUUAGAACUUAUAAAGACUUUGAAUUGCUCCAUGACACCCUAGGCACCAUCGCAAGACUGAACAAGUUACAAGGAUUCACAGACAACUACUCUUUAUUGCCAAAUUGGAAAGGGUUGACAAACAGAGCCUUAGCAAACUCAUUGGAGCAAUACCUGCAGACUGCGCUUCAACACGAUUCGCUUGCAGAGUGUGAAAGAAUGAGACGGUUCCUCGGAAAGGAAGGCCCUGUCGACCCCGGAAUGAAGACUGCGUCCACAAAGCCUGGCUUUUUCCCUACCCAAGCGGCGUUAGAGAAUGUUGGAAGAGGAGUCCUGGAUGCUUUAACUAAUGCCCCCAGAGGCGUCUCUAGCGGCAGCAAAACCGUUUUCAGUGGGAUGACAGGUGUUUUUGGAACAACCCAAAACAAGAAACCCAGCCCGACUCCAUAUGCCGAUAGCGCACCUCUUAAUGACUCUGCUCAGCCAAGAGACAUAUUCGACAAUACAUCGCGGGAUCAUCAGAAUCAAGGGGCAGAGAAUGCGUCGGCAUCUGGGAAAUCUAGAAGCGGCGCACCGAUUUCCGCUACUCGGUCUUCUUUGAAUGAGGUCUCUCACGACAGUUCACCGACUACGGGGGACAGCCUCGUCGACUUACAAGCGAAACCAACACACGACAACUCAGCUUAUGCUCUGGGCAAUGAUGUUGUCGAAAAUUUGGGAACCAGAGCCCAUGGCCUUGCAGAGGAUGUGCCAUGCUUGGAUGAAACACCCGAGAAACCCGCGCAAAAUGGACUCAAUGCGGACCAAGCAUCUCCUACCAAACACAGCAUUCAGGGUAACCAUACGAAUACAAUAACACACGAAGAGACUCAGGUGGCAGUUGAACUCAUCUUUGCUGUCAUAAAUGAAUUGUAUACCUUGUCCUCCGCUUGGAAUAUACGUCGGACUCUUUUAAAUGCGGCCAAAUCCUACAUUCUACGCCCUGGGAACCCGAAUCUAGAGACAAUACGUGACCUUCUGCAGAACUCGAUGAUUGACGCUAAUACAUCUGAUGAGGCAAUUGGGCUUUACCUCAUGAAACUGCGCGAGAAUGCCCUACCAACCAAAUCAGAAUUGGAUUCCUGGCCAGCGUCGCCUAGCGAAACUGAAAAAGAGCGUCUGAGAGAAAAAGCCCGAAGAGUUUUGGUACAGAGAGGGCUACCACAGGCGCUAACGAGUGUUAUGGGGGCAGCUGCUAGCCGUGAGGCCCUCGAAAAAGUUUUCGACUGUCUUCAAGUUCAAAGUGUCGCUAGGGGCUUUGUUUUCUCUAUCUUACUGCAGGCCCUGAGAGCUAUUAUACUUUAG